This is a messenger RNA of Beta vulgaris subsp. vulgaris (sugar beet), 1800 nucleotides long. RefSeq names its product BRAP2 RING ZnF UBP domain-containing protein 2. Gene Ontology annotation, biological process: protein ubiquitination; Ras protein signal transduction. Gene Ontology annotation, cellular component: cytoplasm. The transcript is spliced from 12 exons. The record is from RefSeq and is a predicted model, not a curated record. The coding region runs from base 63 to 1556 and encodes 497 amino acids. NCBI's taxonomy places the organism in Eukaryota, Viridiplantae, Streptophyta, Magnoliopsida, Caryophyllales, Amaranthaceae. Gene Ontology annotation, molecular function: nucleic acid binding; ubiquitin protein ligase activity; zinc ion binding.
CCUUAUAAAUACUCAUCGUCUACCUCCCACCAUUUUCUCUCUCCUCAACUUUGAUUUCAAAAAUGUCAGAAACAACCGCAGCAGCAAGUGCGAGCAAAUCACCAGUCGCUGAUUCAUCGGAAAACAACAGCAUAUCAUCUCCUUCGUCCGCCAUGGUUUCCGGCGACUUAUCACUGCUUUUUUCCACUCAAACUUUGGCGUUUUCAUCUGGAAACCCUAGAAUCGAAGAAACUUGCGGUGUCAUGCAUUUCUACUCUAACGACGUCGUUUCUUCCUUCUUCUUCCUUCUCUUUCUCUCUCCUCGGAAAGCCCUUGUAUGUGUUCUUGGAGUUCCGAAUCACAUGACUUAUGCAGAUUUUUGUCGGUUUUGCGGAUCAUUUGUUCAACAUAUGCUUGAAAUGCGAAUUGUCAGGGAUGAUGAAACAGCAGAUAGAUAUAUUGCUCUGAUCAGAUUUGAUAGUCAGGAUUCGGCUGAUGGAUUCUUCAAACAUUUUAACGGGAAAAGAUUUUCAUCUCUGGAGCCAGAGGCUUGUCAUGUGCUUUUUAUCAUUGAUGUGCAAUACACGGGCUCUAUUGAACAUGGACAAGCUUCUCUCAUGAACUCAACUGAGCAGAGUACAUGUCCAGUUUGCUUAGAGAGAUUGGAUCAAGAGACCAGUGGGAUCCUCACAACAAUCUGCAAUCAUUCUUUCCACUCCUCCUGCAUCUCAAGAUGGACAGAUUCUUCUUGUCCGGUUUGUCGUUAUUGUCAGCAGCAGCCUGAGAAAUCAACCUGUUUCAUUUGUCAAACCUCAGAGAAUCUGUGGAUAUGUGUAAUAUGUGGUUUUGUGGGUUGUGGAAGGUAUAAGGAGGGCCAUGCUAUAGUGCAUUGGAAAGAAACACAGCACUGCUAUUCCCUGGACUUGGAAACUCGCCGUGUUUGGGAUUACGUUGGUGACAACUAUGUCCACCGUCUAAUACAGUCAAAAACGGAUGGGAAGUUGGUCGAGCUAAAUGCUCCAUGUUCACAUGCUGUGCACGGCUGUGGCAGUUGCGAGUGCAGUGAGGAUCCUGGAAUUAAUGACGCCAUCUUAAAUAGUAAAGUUGAAGCUAUUGUAAAUGAAUACAAUGAACUUCUCUCCACACAGCUUGAGAAUCAAAAAUUGUAUUUUGAAUCUUUGUUGCAAGAAGUUAAAGAAGAGACUGAAAGGGAAAUAGCUGAAGCUGUGGAGAAAGCUGUGAGCUUGAAAUUGCAGAAAUUGCAAGCAAAAUUGGAUAGAUGCAUCAAAGAAAAGAAAUUUCUGGAUGAUAUCAAUGAAAAUCUGCUGAAAAAUCAAGAGAUCUGGAAGGCCAAGUUACAGGAGACUGAGGAAAGGGAAGAGAAAGCUGUAAGACUGAAGGAUACCAAAUUACAAGAUCUUGAAGAACAGCUCAAAGACUUGAUGUUGCAACUUGAAGCAGGGCAAGCAGUAGAGCAACUAUCCAUUAAUGAAGUUAGUGAUGGUGCUGUUUUGAAGUUAGGAGGUGAAUCCUCUACUACCACAACCACCAAAUCCAAGAACCGGAAGAAGAGGUGAAAGAACUAAAAUACAAUUUAUGGCAAGCGUAGCUUGAUAGGAAUGUGAGUUUGUAAGUUCUGUGAUUCAUAUUGUAAAUGAGUGAAAAAGAGCGUAAAUAUUGUUGUGUGUCCUGGUACUUAUCUGGAUCAUGAAAUACACAAUUAGCGAUAUUGAGCACGAUGGUAUUCAUCACUAUCGUGAGUUGUCAAUGACUUUUUCAAACACUGUAGAGGCUCGUUGUGUUAUUAAUUUUUGUUCAGCA